Hippocampus zosterae (dwarf seahorse) is the source of this 1647-nucleotide messenger RNA. Its product is annotated as cGMP-dependent protein kinase-like. Gene Ontology annotation, cellular component: cAMP-dependent protein kinase complex. The transcript has 2 exons. Bases 1 to 1647 code for a protein of 548 amino acids. Gene Ontology annotation, molecular function: cAMP-dependent protein kinase activity; ATP binding. NCBI's taxonomy places the organism in Eukaryota, Metazoa, Chordata, Actinopteri, Syngnathiformes, Syngnathidae. Gene Ontology annotation, biological process: peptidyl-serine phosphorylation; signal transduction. The record is from RefSeq and is a predicted model, not a curated record.
AUGCAUUCGGCCCGGGCGGCCUCCCCCUGUAGGUUGUGGGUGCUGCAGUUCGGGCACGAGCUGGUCACUCAGGUGCGCAAACGCAUGACCCACAUCUGCUACCUGAUCAUCAGCCGCAACAUGGCUCUCCAGUACCUCACUCCCGAGCAGCGCCGCCACGUCGCCAACACGGCAGUACUGCGGCGCUACCGGCCGGGCGAAUGCAUCUUCCGGAGGGGUGAGCUGGCCUUUUCGCUGAUCAUCCUGGUCGAGGGCGAGGUCAACAUCGUGAUCGACGGCAACCGCGUGGACACCAUCGGCCCGGGUGAAAUGCUAGGGGAAAGCGCGCUGCGGGGCGAACGGUCGUUCAGGAUGGCGGAGGUGGUGGCCCGCAAGCUGACGACGCUGGUGGAGCUGGACAGCGAGUACGUGAAGAAGGUGCUGGAGGAGGACGUGCACAAGGUGAUAACCUACAACAUCUGCAAGUGGGCCAUCAAGCGGACCGUCAAGCUCAAGAUCCUUCAGCCCGCCAAGCUGGACCGGCUGGUCAAGGCCAUCGAGAAGGUGGAGGUCCACAAGGGCGACACGGGGCUGGUCAACUCGCUGGGCAAGGUGGUGGUGCCCUGCGGCCGCACCUACGGGGAGAUGGCCUGUUUCAACCAGCUGAAGAGCACGGAGAACCUGUCAGCGGAGCGAGACGGUGAGAUCGGCAGGCUGCAGGUGUCCAUCGUAGGGCAGGUGGUGGGCUCGCUCGAGCGGGAGAUGCGCCUGGGCAAGUCCAUCAACAAGAGCGUGCGCUUUUGGUCCCACUUCCGGCAGUUCGACAACCUUAUGGUCGUGCAGGAGUUCAGGGAAGGCCCCUUCUACAUGGUGUUCAAGGUGCAGGACGCGGUCACCAAGAACGAGGCAGUGGCCUUCUGUCUCGAGGCCCGGCACAACCCCGACGUGCUCGAGAUCUCCAAGAGCAAAAUGCUGCUUAACCGAGUGGAGGGCAGCGGCUUCUUCCCCCGCAUGCUGGGGGUCAGCCGGAUCCGCAACUACUUCGUGAUCUUUGAGGAGCUCCUCGAGCAGAUGCCUCUCGUCCAUCUCAUCGAGAAGCAGCAGCUCAACUCCGACCAAGUGCGCUUCGUCAUGGCCGAGCUGCUCCUCCUCCUCGAGGAGGUCUUCUCCAACGAACUCAUCCACCGGAACAUCAAGCUCGACGUGCUCAACCUCACGGCCCGGGGCUACCUGCUGGUCAGCGAGAUGGAGCACGCCAAGCGGCUGCGCUGCCACACUGACUACUCGACCAAGACCAUCAUCUCCACCCCGCACUACACCGCCCCCGAGGUCAUCCUCGGCAAGAGCUAUUCAUUCGCCUCGGACAUCUGGUCCGCGGGGGUCGUCUUCUAUGAAAUGGUCAAUGGCUUCUACCCCUUCGCAAAUGACGCUUCCGCCCCGAAAGAGAUCUACGACCGCAUUCUGGCCGAUUCUCCCGACCUCGGCCGCUUCGGCUCGAAGGAAAAGGAACUCGCAGUGCGCAUGCUCGAGAAGGACCCCGGCCUGCGCUACCCGCUGUCCUUCGACGAGUACAAGGCGAUGGCCUACUUCGAGGAGAUCGUCUGGCUACAGUUGAGCCUGCGACUGACAAAGAGUCCCUUCACGAACCUGGCCAUCCACGAGCCCUAG